AUGUCCGACUCGCCUUCCAUCUCGCCGGUCACGAUCCCUUACCCAGCGCUCGUAGCAGGCGACGCCUCCCUCCCCGAGCUCAUCAAGAAGGGCUUCGACUCGUCUCCCGAAUCCCUCGGCCUGAUCAUCAUCUCCGACCUCCCCCCUUCGUUCCCUCACCUCCGUCGCCGCCUGCUCCUCCUCUCGAACGCAUUCGCUUCGUUGCCUGAAGAAACGCGCGAGAAGUAUGCGCACCCGCAGUCGAACUACAGUUAUGGAUGGUCGCACGGCAAGGAGAUCCACAACGGCCGGCCGGACAGGUUGAAGGGGUCUUUCUAUAACAACCCGAGCCAGGAUAUCACGCCGGGCUUGCAUGAGGGUGACGAGGCAGUGCGGAAUAUCUGGCCGGAGGAGAAGGGCGUCGAGGACUUUGAGGUCGCGUUCAAGGAGCUCUGCGCGCUGAUGGUCAAGAUUGGUGAGCUGGUCGGUGCAGCGUGUGACCAGUUUGUCGGCAAGACGGCGUCGAAGAAAACGGUCGAGCAGCUCGUCCGGGAGAGCCACUCGUCCAAGGCUCGGUUGCUUCACUACUUCCCGCGAGAAGGCGAACCGUUUUCCCUCCCUCCUUCGUCCUCGGUCGAAGACGCCGCCCUCAAUGUCGACGAGGUCGACGACUCGUGGUGCGGCACGCACAUCGACCACUCACUCCUGACCGUCCUCUGCCCGUCGAUGUACCUCUUCCACCCGACCCCCCGCGCCUCGUCUUCCUCUACCGCCCCGCUCGACCCGCUCGUCAUCCCGUCGCCCUCUCGCUCCACCGGUCUCUUCAUCAAGACUCGAGCGGGCAAGGUCGUCCAAGCGACCAUUCCCGAGAACUGCGUCGCCCUCCAGACAGGCGAGACGGUCGAGCUCCUCACCUCGCGACGACUCGCCGCGACGCCGCAUUUCGUGAAUGCGACGGCUGCGACGCUGGGACGGAACGCGCUGGAGGCGAUCGAGCGGAAGAAGGAAGAGGAGCCGGAGACUUGGGGGAAGGUCGAGAGCGGGACGGUGAGCAGGGAGACGCUGGCGGUGUUCUUGCAGCCCAACCACAACGAGGUUGUCGCAGAAGACGGCGAGACGUUCGGCCAGUUUUCUACGCGGGUGUUCAAGCGGCACUACGAGGAGGCGAGCAAGUAG
Messenger RNA from Rhodotorula toruloides NP11, 1155 nucleotides. RefSeq lists its product as uncharacterized. The record is from RefSeq and is a predicted model, not a curated record. The transcript has 4 exons. The coding region runs from base 1 to 1155 and encodes 384 amino acids. Lineage: Eukaryota; Fungi; Basidiomycota; Microbotryomycetes; Sporidiobolales; Sporidiobolaceae.